This is a messenger RNA of Mirounga angustirostris (Northern elephant seal), 4116 nucleotides long. RefSeq names its product heparan sulfate 6-O-sulfotransferase 2 (gene HS6ST2). The record is from RefSeq and is a predicted model, not a curated record. Gene Ontology annotation, cellular component: membrane. The transcript is spliced from 3 exons. The coding region runs from base 51 to 1883 and encodes 610 amino acids. Lineage: Eukaryota; Metazoa; Chordata; Mammalia; Carnivora; Phocidae. Gene Ontology annotation, molecular function: heparan sulfate 6-sulfotransferase activity.
AUUCAAGCUCGCUGCCGAUCCUUAGUACCCUGAGUUGCCUGAAGGGGGGAAUGGCACUGCCUGCGUGUGCAGCCCGGGCGCUCGGGCCGCCGCUGCAACCGGAGCGAGGAGCGCCCGCCCGCACCACCUGUCCCCGCCGGCAUUCCAGAGUAGAGGCCGAAUUGGCAGCGAGCCGGCCCGGAGCAGUCGCCGCCUCAGUCCGCGCGGGCCCUCCUAGGGGUGUGUCUCGCGGCUUCAACUCCCAGCCGCUCCCGGACGAGCCCCUAAAGGCGUCUUCCUCCCUGGCGGGAGCCGCGCGCACCCCUCUCCUCGCGCUGCUGCCCCGAGGCCGCCGCAGGCGGAUGCACGACCUCAGGAGACGCUGGGACCUGGGCUCCCUCUGCCGGGCCCUGCUCACUCGGGGCCUGGCCGCCCUGGGCCACUCGCUGAAGCACGUGCUCGGUGCGAUCUUCUCCAAGAUUUUCGGCCCCCUAGCCAGCGUCGGGAACAUGGAUGAGAAAUCCAACAAGCUGCUGCUGGCUUUGGUGAUGCUCUUCCUAUUUGCCGUGAUCGUCCUCCAGUACGUGUGCCCCGGCACAGAAUGUCAGCUCCUCCGCCUGCAGGCGUUCAGCUCCCCGAUGCCGGACCCGUACCGCUCGGAGGAUGAGAGCUCCGCCAGGUUCGUGCCCCGUUACAAUUUCAGCCGCCGCGACCUCCUGCGCAAGGUAGACUUCGACAUCAAGGGCGAUGACCUGAUCGUGUUCCUGCACAUUCAGAAGACCGGAGGCACCACUUUCGGCCGCCACCUGGUGCGCAACAUCCAGCUGGAGCAGCCGUGCGAGUGCCGCGUGGGUCAGAAGAAAUGCACUUGCCACCGGCCGGGUAAGCGGGAGACCUGGCUCUUCUCCAGGUUCUCCACGGGCUGGAGCUGCGGGCUGCACGCCGACUGGACCGAGCUCACCAGCUGCGUGCCUGCCGUGGUGGACGGCAAGCGCGACGCCAGACUGAGACCGUCCAGGAACUUCCACUACAUCACCAUCCUCCGAGACCCAGUGUCCCGGUACUUGAGUGAGUGGAGGCACGUCCAGAGAGGGGCAACAUGGAAAGCAUCCCUGCACGUCUGUGACGGAAGGCCCCCAACCUCCGAAGAGCUGCCCAGCUGCUACACUGGGGAUGACUGGUCUGGCUGCCCCCUAAAAGAGUUCAUGGACUGUCCCUAUAAUCUAGCCAAUAACCGCCAGGUGCGCAUGCUCUCCGACCUGACCCUGGUCGGCUGCUACAACCUCUCCGUCAUGCCUGAAAGGCAAAGAAACAAGGUCCUCCUGGAAAGUGCCAAAUCGAAUCUGAAGCACAUGGCAUUCUUCGGCCUCACUGAGUUUCAGCGGAAGACCCAGUACCUGUUUGAGAAAACCUUCAACAUGAACUUUAUUUCGCCAUUUACCCAAUACAAUACCACUAGGGCCUCUAGCGUAGAGAUCAAUGAGGAAAUCCAAAAGCGGAUUGAGGGACUGAAUUUUCUGGAUAUGGAAUUGUACAGCUAUGCAAAAGACCUCUUUUUGCAAAGGUAUCAGUUUAUGAGGCAGAAGGAGCAUCAGGAAGCUAGGCAGAAGCGUCAGGAACAACGCAAAUUUCUGAAGGGGAGGUUCCUUCAGACCCAUUUCCAGAGUCAGGGCCAGAGCCAGAGCCAAAGCCACAGGCAGAAUCCGAGUCAGAAUCUGAGUCAGAACCCAAAUCUGAGUGCCAAUCAGAAUGUGACUCAGAAUCUGAUUCAGAAUCUGACCCAGAAUUCGAGCCAGAAGGAGAACCGUGAAAGCCACAAGCAGAACCCAGGUCAAGAGCAGAGCGAUGGCAGCGCCAGCAACAGCACCAGUGAUUACAUAGGCAGCGUGGAGAAAUGGCGUUAGGUGGCUCCCAGAGGCCUUUGCACGCUUGUCCCAAAGCGCCAGUAGAGAUACGGCAAAUCUUAAAACAUGAGAGUUUCCAAACACAUCCUGCUUCCUUCAGUUUGGAAGUUAAAAAAAAGUUAAGAUGUUGCCUUUACAGUUGCCUUUCAAUUAAAUGUUAUACUGUGCGUGGGUAAAACAACUGUCAGCAUGUAAUUAAAUUGCCUCUUUUGGGUUUGUUGGAGUAUUUAUAAAAUCCAAAAGCCAAACCAGACUCGCCAGAAAUUGCUGUUUCGAUAUUUUAAGAAAUGCUUAAAUGAGCUAUAGAGACAAAAUGAAAACAUAACAUGUGGCCAUUCAACUUUGGCUAAGAAACGUCUCCAAAUUAUUCAUGAUACACUGUUAAAACUUGCUCUUGGAAGCAAACAGUUGUUCCCAGGGGUAAGCAGGAAUAUACACAUUUAAAAAACCAAAAUUAACCCCAGAACCUUUUAUUUUCUUCUGAUUUUAACCAGGAAUCUAUUUAAAUGGAAUGAGAACUGAUGGUAAAUCUUACCAAACUGUAGAAAUGAAGAUUCUUCUCUCCCAAACAUGGGCAGUUUUAUGUAAGAAAUAUUGGCUUUUCAAGUAGAACAGGAUUCGUAUCUUAUUUAAGAGAUGUUUAGAAUUUUCAACUUUUUCUACCUUCUACUGUUUAAAGGUUUUAAACAGGGUGUGUCUCAUAGUUAACAAAAACACUUUUCUCCCAAGUGAAAUACCAGUGUAGAGAUCUGAUUUUCAGACGCUCUCUGGGCACUGUAAUUUCAACAAUUCUGGAAUCUUGUUGGCGCUGCUUCUCAUUCAUUUGAAGGCUUCUCCGAGUUGUGCUCAUUCCAAAAUAACCCAUUUAAAGAAUCUUUCUUCAUCAUCUAAAUGGUGUGUUGCUGAGUUUCUUGUGAUAUAUAAUCCUGGAUUAAAGUCAGGACUUUCUUUCUAUAGAAUUGUCUUAUCAAUGUUUGUGUAGUGAGGUCCUUAUCAAGAAACUCUUGAACAGGAUAACGUGUCUAAAAACAUUGAAGUUAUUCUUGAUCAGAUAGAAUUGAACCUGAAUGUGAAUGAAUUGUUAUUGACUUUUUGUACAUUCUUAUUGUGCCAUUUCCAGUUGGGCUGGCUGCUUCUAGCCCAUUUGUUCUUUUUUGUGUUGACAGAUUGUAGACAAUUACGAGAUGAAAAAAAAAAAAAUGGUAGAAUAAGCAUUAGGAUAGCCAGUUAUUCGGUAACACCAAAAGCUGUAUCUCGAUACUUUGGGUUAACCCUAUACCCGGUUUUGUUUGAAGAAAGAAGAGAAAGUGUUCUGCAGUGAGGUUGAGUCUCAGGAGCAUAUGCAUUGAGGAGAGUGAUUUCAUAUUAAGUCUCUGGACAAACACUUGUAGGCGAUCAGUUAUGAACCAAGCAGGGCGAGAAGAAAGAUGCCAGCACCCACUGUGCUAGCAAGCGUCGUGAUUCUGGGCAGUUUCCAUUUUAUGGGUUUUGCUAUACUUUGCAGGGACCUACACUAACCCCCUGGCUGUCGAGCCAACAAGACAACUGGAAAUAGCAUUGAUGUUUUCAGGAGCGACACGCUUAGAAGUGUGACGAUAAAGUCACAUCUUGUACAAUCCGCUGCUUAUAUGCAUGAUCUAGUCUCAUCUGUAAUACUUAUGGCCACAAGCCAGACAAGAAGCUGCGUAUUUGGGUUUAAAAAUAAAUUUUCUUGACGCUGAGCUUGUAUCACUAUAUCUGAAAUGUGUUUUAUCUGACAGUAUUGCAGUCCUGGGAAAUCUGAGAACUGAAGAACUGAAAGGAAUUUUUUUUUUUUUUUUAAACUCAAACAUACCUUGAAGUCAACGUGCUUUAGAGUGAAACUAUUUUGUGUACAUUGUGUUUUUAAAAUAAAGAUCCUGUAGAUCACUGUGGUAUCUCAGUUUUCUUUAGUUUUAAUUGACAACAUUUGCUCUUAAAACGGAUAAGUACCUUUGGAAAGCAGGAUGGAGCCCGAGCCAGUGGAAAUGUCUGUUACAGGGGGAAAAAAAGGAAAACCUUUUGUGUUAUUGCUGUGGUGUGCAUGGCUUGCAGAGAUUACGUGCAUUUUCUCUGUCUAUACUGAUUAUUGUAUAUAAGGGAUGUUUAUAAAUACCCGUUUUUGUCAUCAUCCUAUAAAUCCCAUGAUUUCAACUGUAAACAUCCGUUCAGUGGUGUGGCUUUACAAACAAUUCACUGAUUUUGUGUAAUUUAA